AAGUUCCGGGGCCAUUGCUGCGGGGGAUAAACAGUAAUGGCGGAGGCUGCGGCUCCCGGAGCGACAGCCACAACGUCAGGAGCAGAGGCGGCAGCGGCGGCGAUGGCAGCGGCCUCCCCAACCCCUCUCCCCACGGUCGCCGCCCCGGCUCCGGGGGCAGGCGUAAGGCGCGGCGGCAGCGACCGCAGCGGCGGCGCCUGGACUAAACAGGUCACCUGCAGGUAUUUUGUACACCGGGUUUGUAAGGAAGGAGAUAACUGUCGAUACUCGCAUGACCUCUCUGACAGGCCGUAUGGUGCAGUGUGCACGGAUUUUCAGCGAGGGUACCGUGUUUACGGAGACCGCUGCAGAUAUGACCAUAGGAAGCCAUUGAAACAGGGAAAAGCAACUGCGACAGACCUAGCUGCAAAAUCAUCUCCUGCGGCUUCCCCAAGUCUCCCUUCAGCAGUCGGGCCACCUGCUAAAAUGGAUGCAGGCAAAGCUAAGUCAAGAAAUUCAAACUUGGCAACUGUAGGACCAGGUUCAGAGGACUGGGUGAAUGCUAUCGAGUUUGUUCCUGGACAGCCCUACCGUGGCCGUACUACCCCUUUCUGCACUGACGCACCCCUGCAGGGCUCAGUGACCAAAGAGGAAUCACAGAAAAAGCAAACCGCUGUGAAAACAAAGAAGCAGCUUUGCCCCUAUGCUGCAGUGGGAGACUGCCGGUAUGGGGAGAACUGUGUGUAUCUCCAUGGAUAUUCAUGUGAUAUGUGUGGGCUGCAGGUCCUACAUCCAACGGAUGCUGCCCAGAGAUCACAACAUAUAAAAUCUUGCAUUGAGGCCCAUGAGAAGGUCAUGGAGCGCUCAUUUGCUGUGCAGCGCAGCAAGGACAAGGUGUGUGGGAUCUGCAUGGAAGUGGUCUAUGAGAAAGGCAACCCCAGUGAGCGCCGCUUCGGGAUCCUCUCCAACUGCAACCACACCUACUGUCUCAAGUGUAUUCGCAAGUGGAGGAAUGCAAAGCAAUUUGACAGCAAGAUCAUAAAGUCCUGCCCAGAAUGCCGGAUCACAUCUAAGUUUGUCAUUCCAAGUGAGUACUGGGUGGAGGACAAAGAAGAGAAGCAGAAACUCAUUCAGAAAUACAAGGAGGUAAUGAGCAACAAGGCGUGCAGGCAUUUUGGUGAAAGACGUGGGAGCCUCCCAUUUGGAGGGAACUGUUGUUGCGCGCAUGCGUACCCUGACGGCCGUAGAGAGGGGCCACAGAGACAGAAAGUGGGAACAUCAAGCAGAUACCGGGCCCAACGAAUGAACCACUUCUGGAAGUUCAUUGAGGAAGCAGAGAACAGCACUCCCUUUGACAACAACGAAGAAGAGGUUGUCAUCUUUGAGCUGGCCGAGAUUUCGCUUAUGCUUUUGGCUACAAGUGGGGACAACGCACUGACAGAUUCUGAAGAUGAGUGGGACUUGUUUAUUGAUGUGCUAGAAGAUUUUUAUGACUUGGAUCUAUAGCAACCUUGCGUGGCGCGUGAACUGGGCUGCCGAGCCUCAGACAGUAGCUGUCCCCUGUGCUGGUGUGGUAGUGCCUGUGUUUCUCUUUUAGGCAGGCCUGUCAACUCCAGGUUCUGUUGUAAUGAUUUUUACCCAGAGCCUGUCUUCUCAAUCCCUCACCUUUCCCCAAGGAGUGUGUUGUUUUCUCUGUUUAAAAAGUUACAAAAAUAGGCCGGGCAUGGUGGCUCACACCUGUAAUCCUAGCACUCUGGGAG
Molecule: messenger RNA, 1739 nt
Organism: Lemur catta (Ring-tailed lemur)
Lineage: Eukaryota; Metazoa; Chordata; Mammalia; Primates; Lemuridae
Product: E3 ubiquitin-protein ligase makorin-1-like
Exons: 1
Coding region: 37-1485 (482 amino acids)
Biological process (GO): protein polyubiquitination
Molecular function (GO): ubiquitin protein ligase activity; metal ion binding
Source: RefSeq, a predicted model, not a curated record